CCUAAUAACCAGAGAGAGAGAGAGAGAGAGAAUGCAAUUACCUAUCCCCAAUAUUGUCAAGGAGCUAUGGAAUGCUUGGAAUCUCAGGAGCUGUAUUUUCUUAAGCCUCUGGCUGCAAGCAAUUUUAAUUCUAUUUGCAUUCCUCAGAAAACGGACCAGAAGCAAGCUGGUCCACGGGCUCAUAUGGUUUGCAUACUUGCUUGCAGACUGGAUUGCACCUGUUGCCAUUGGACUAAUCUCCAAGAGCGAAGGUGUUGGUUGUGAAGCCAAGGGGAAUAAGGACUUAAUGGCAUUCUGGGCUUCAUUUCUUUUGUUGCAUCUUGGUGGCCCUGAUACCAUCACUUCUUUUGCUCUUGAGGAUAAUGAGUUCUGGCUUAGGCACUUGGUUGGACUUAUUUUACAGAUUGUAGCAACUGCUUAUAUCUUCUAUCAAUCGCUUCCUAACAACUUUUGGGCUCCCACUAUCAUGGUGUUUCUUGUGGGAUGUAUCAAGUAUGGAGAGCGAACACGUGCUCUCUUUCUUGCAAGCUUGAACCAAUUUGGAUGUUCAGUGUUGCCAAAGCCAGAACCUGGGUCUGAUUAUGAAGAAAUCAUGGAGAUGCACUUUUCAAAUACGUUGGAACAGGUUGAAACACAAGUAGAUGUGGUGCCAAGCUUGGAGGAUGAACUUAGAAGGUCAUACUCAGUCGACAAAACUCUCAUUUCUGCAAAUGGUCCUGAAUCCAAAGGUGAAAGGAAACCGUUAGAUAACUUGCAAUUAAUACAGGAAGCACAUCGUCUCUUUGAAAAAUUCAAGGGUCUUAUUGUAGGCCUUCUUUUCAGUUCCAAGGACCGAGAAGAGAGCCGAGAUUUAUUUCUUACUAGAACUCCAGCAGAAGCAUUCAGCCUAAUUGAGUGUGAGCUCAAUUUCAUGUAUGAGUAUCUCCACACCAAGGUGGUUGUUGUUCGGUGCACAUUUGGGUACUUUCUACGCUUUAUUAGCUUUACUUUAAUCAUUGGAGCAUUGGCAUUAUUUUCAAUUGAGAAUCAGCAUGAGUUUCAUCAUGUUAGAAAGUUUGAUAUCAUCCUUACUUAUGUCUUGCUUGUUGGGGCACUAGGCCUCGAGGCCAUAUCAGUACUAAUGCUUAUAUUAUCUGACCGGACCCUCCUAGCUGUGAAGAGUAACUGGAGCAAUCACUUUGAAAAAUACUUCUUGAAAAGAAGAAGGUGGUCUAAAUCAGUCUCCCAGUAUGACCUGAUAAGCUAUUGGUUGUAUGAUCCUCCAACAUGGAUGUAUACAUUAGCUACUAAAGUUGCUGCUGAGGAAGUACUAGCGAAGAUGACUAUAUUGUGGGUUUCGCAUUCAAAGAGGGUCGAUGAAGAUCUUGAGAGCUUUAUUUUCACCGAGCUGAGCUUGAAAUCUAGGAAUGCGAACACUAUCAGAGAAGCCAGGGAUGCAUCUUCACAAAGAGGUAACUGGGCUCUUCUUCAGACUUCAAGCUAUUUCAAACUAAAAUGGAGCAUUGGGGAGUAUCAGUACUCGGAAAGCGUUCUCGUUUGGCACAUGGCUACUGAGCUGCUUUACACUCAGGAAACCGAAUCAAGUACUGAUAAUGAUAAUAAAAGUUAUAGAGAAACAUGCAAAUUACUUUCAGAUUAUAUGUUUUAUCUUCUUGUCAUGAAGCCUCAAAUGAUGGCUCCAGUGUUAGGCAAUUGGAAGAUAGUCUUCCAGGACACUUGCGCAGAAGCUAAGAGAUUCUUUCAAAAAUACCCCAUGUCGAAUAAAGUUGAAGCCUGUAGAAAAAUCAAUGAUGUGGAAACGAAAUACAGAUCAGUUGAUGUGAAGGGAACUGUAAGCAAAUCUGUGUUCUUUGAUGGACGACUCUUGGCAAAGGGCCUCUCGGAGUUGGAGAUAGACAAAUGGAAGCUAAUGAGCCGAGUUUGGGUGGAAUUGAUGUCUUAUGCUGCCAUUAAUUGUAGGCCAAAUGUACAUGCACAGCAACCUAGUAGGGGUGGAGAGCUGUUGACAUUCAUUUGGUUACUGAUGAAUCAUCUGGGCUUUGGAACACAGUUCUACGAGCAGGAACGCCAAGCCAAAGCCAAAAUGGUCCCACGAAAGUAAGGUCACAAGGACUAAAGGAAUCCAAAAAAAGAUGGGGGUGUGACAGCUUGCUAAGUGGAUAGACGAUUUUUGUUCGGAUUAAAUAAAAGGGUAGGAAUUCAGUCAAUUCACAUCAUUAGUGUCUGUCUAGCAGCAUCUUUCUGUUUUAGCUAAUUUGCUUACAAUUCCUGUACUUUGGUCUUUAAUUAAAUCCAAU
Messenger RNA from Quercus lobata, 2297 nucleotides. RefSeq lists its product as uncharacterized. Bases 32 to 2101 code for a protein of 689 amino acids. The transcript has a single exon. Lineage: Eukaryota; Viridiplantae; Streptophyta; Magnoliopsida; Fagales; Fagaceae. The record is from RefSeq and is a predicted model, not a curated record.